GACUCGGAGAGGAACUUCUCUUAGCUCAAGGUUCCCUCCCUGUAGCCUGUCCGGAGCGCAGCCCCUGGCCCCCCGCGUCCCUCACCCCAGACCCGCAGUUUCCCCCGGGCGUUUGCAGCCGGCGGCAGUGUCGCGCGCAGCUGGAGCGGCAGGUGUAGUGGCUGCUGUGCAGUGAGAGUGCCCUCGCAGGGGUCCUGCUACCUGGAGCCAGGGACCUGCAGGGUUCUACCGUCGGUGAGAGAUGGCCUUCUCAGGGGCUGGCCCCAAGGGACAGGAGCGUGGCAGUGACCGCCGCGUCCAGCUUUGCAAUCCAAACCUGGCCAAGAUGAAGGAGGACAUUCUCUACCACUUGGACCUCAGCACCAGCACGCACGACCUCCCAGCCAUGUUUGGGGAUGUGAAGUUCGUGUGUGUGGGCGGCAGCCCCUCCCGGAUGAAAGCCUUCAUCAAGUAUGUGGCCUCGGAGCUCGGCCUGGACCGCCCAGGCAAGGACUAUCCCAACAUCUGCUCAGGCACUGACCGCUACGUCAUGUACAAGGCGGGGCCUGUGCUGUCCGUCAGCCAUGGGAUGGGCAUCCCUUCCACGGCCAUCUUGCUGCACGAGCUCCUCAAGCUCCUGUACCAUGCGCGCUGCUCCGGCGUCACUGUCAUCCGCAUUGGCACAUCCGGUGGCAUAGGCCUGGAGCCCGGCUCCGUGGUCAUCACCCAGCAGGCGGUGGACGCCUGCUUCAAGCCAGAGUUUGAGCAGAUGGUGCUGGGCAAGCGGGUGGUGCGCAGACCCGACCUGGAUGCGCAGCUUGUGCAGGAGCUGAUGCAGUGCUCCACGGAGCUGAACGAGUUCCCCACGGUCGUGGGCAACACCAUGUGCACCUCGGACUUCUACGAAGGCCAAGGCCGCCUGGACGGUGCCCUGUGCUACUACACGGAGCAGGAGAAGCAGGAGUACCUGCAGGCGGCCCACGCGGCCGGCGUCCGCAACAUUGAGAUGGAGUCGACCGUCCUCGCCGCCAUGUGCAAUGCCUGCAGUGUCCCAGCGGCCGUGGUGUGUGUCACCUUACUUGACCGCCUGCAGGGGGACCAGGUCUCCAGCCCCCAUGAGGUGCUGGCUGAGUACCAGGAGCGGCCCCAGAAGCUGGUCAGCCACUUCAUCAAGAAGCGGCUCGCGGCGGCCUAGAGUCCCUGCGUCUCGACGAUGAGUGUCCUUGGGGCUGCAAAUAAAGUCUGGUCCAGA
Molecule: messenger RNA, 1231 nt
Organism: Artibeus jamaicensis (Jamaican fruit-eating bat)
Lineage: Eukaryota; Metazoa; Chordata; Mammalia; Chiroptera; Phyllostomidae
Gene: UPP1
Product: uridine phosphorylase 1
Exons: 8
Coding region: 242-1174 (310 amino acids)
Biological process (GO): nucleotide catabolic process; uridine catabolic process
Cellular component (GO): cytoplasm; cytosol
Molecular function (GO): uridine phosphorylase activity
Source: RefSeq, a predicted model, not a curated record